AUGCCGGGUGGCCGGGGCGGCAGACGAACCUUCCCUCCCCGUAGGGGCAAACCCGACCUGACGGGCAUCCUAGCCCCUGAAGAGAAAAACGCUCUCGUGGCACUGAUUAUUGAGGCCACGAACAAAAUAGAACAACAAUUGGAGAAAGCCUUUGAGCCAACUCAUCCUCCGCUCUCUUCAAACGACUCCAGUAUGCCGGACAAGGAGAAUCAACCACCAGCCCAUGUUUCGACCCACAACAGCGCCACCCCUAGGGGACAGCCAAACUCGCCCAUGACGUGUAAAAGAGUUCAUCCGUCUGCGCCCAGGAAGGAUUUGGAGGCGACACUUUCAGGCCAUUCCGAGACUAUCAGAACGAAGCUUCCUCCACAGCAUGUGGAACUGAAGAAAGAACUGUUCGCCAUGUUCAAGAGGUGGGAGAACAACCUGCUUGGUCGAUUCAGAGAUAUUUCUGUAAGGGAAGCGAGAACAAUGACUACAUCGAGCUUGCGCGGGGGUCGUGGUGGCGGCCCGGGUGCGGCCCGAAUCCGACGGGGCAACCUAGGCGACCGGGAAGCCAUGCUGGGUAUGGCGACUCGCCAUCUUGUAAACGGCGGAACCUCGGGCGGGGUGAGUACCCCGGCUAACUACUGCCCAGGUCAGUCAUCGAGACCGCUACCCAAUACGUUGGAUCCGUAUUUGGCACGACGCUUUCCACCUUUGAGCACCUGGCUCAAUACCCUUCCACUAGAGAAAAGGAGGCUUCUUCUCCGCGCGACAAUCCUACUCGUCCUAUCGUUAGAAUCAUAUUCAGGCUUUGCACGGGUUCUCAUGCUUUAUGUCACAUCGUCUCUAGGCCUACCCCUGAGGGAUCUCCAUGAUGACGAGGUCCGACUGGCUCGAGGCCUGGCAAGCGCCGCUGAUAGAGUUGAUCUCGACGCAGUUCUCCAGCAGAAGACUUCUGAGAGUAAGAAAUCUCGCAAGUGGAAGGCCGCUGGCGCGGCCUUGAUCAGUACAGCUGGUAGCCUGGCCGAACCCCUCGCGGCUGCCGGGAUCGGUUGCAUUAUGGGGGGAAUCAGGCUCAGUGCACCUGCCACAGCUGGUCUCCUUGGAACCGUCGCCCACAACGGAAUUGUCGUGGGCAACAUGUUCGGAAUUUACGCCGGUCGGGAAGCGGGCAAAAUGAUCGACCAAUACGGUAAAGAUUCUGCCGACUUUGCAUUCCUUCCCGUCAGAAACGACGGAACGGAGUGUUACCGCGAUGCAAGGGCCGUCCCAUCAGCGAACCGUCGCAUGAGAGUAGUCGUGGGAAUUGGCGGAUGGCUGACCAAAGAGGACGCAUCAGUGAUUCCAUUCCAAUGUUUCGGUAGUCAGGCCGAAAGCUUCGCCUUGAGGUACGAAGUGGAGAAUUUGACGACCUUGGGGACCUCGCUCGAACUUGUCAUCAAGAGCGCAGCAUGGGGCAUCGCCAGGAAGGAGAUGAGCAAGCGUAGUGCUCUCUCGAAUCUGAAGGAGCGCAUGUGGCCACUGGACUUGGUGAGAAUUAGCAAGGUCAUUGACAACCCGUGGACAGUUGCGAUGGUGCGAUGCGAAAAAGCAGGCAUGGCCUUGGCAGAGUGCAUCGGCCGCAAGGUCCAGGGAGACCGGCCAGUAUCUCUGGUCGGGUACAGUCUCGGCGCCCGUGCCAUCUACAUAUGCCUGAUGGCGCUGGCCGAAAGACGGCAGUUCGGCCUAGUUGAGUCGGUGGUCAUGAUCGGAGCGCCCAUUCCCUCCGACGGUCGAAUAUGGCAGGUUAUGAGAAGUGUCGUGACGGGCAGAUUGGUCAAUGUCUACUCGGAAAGCGACUACGUCCUCGGGUUCUUGAGUCGCACUUCCAACCUCGAAUUUGGCGUCUCAGGCUUACAGGCGAUCAUCGGUGUGGAAGGGAUCGAGAACUGCAACGUCACUCGGACGGUCAGCGGCCAUCUGCGCUACCAGUACAUGAUUGGCACCAUCCUCAAAGGCAUCGGAUGGGAGGAUCUCGAUCUCGCACAAAUCGCCCGCGACGAGGAGACGCUUGCAAAGAAGGACAAGAAAUUCAGCAAACCCAAGGAGCAGAAGCCGGCUCACCUGCCCAUGCAGCCUUCGACGACAGUGAAGCAAAUUAGUGUUGAGAAUGUCAGCAAGCCCGACUCGCGCAUGAACAAGAUGAAGAUCCAGGGUUAG
Molecule: messenger RNA, 2184 nt
Organism: Sodiomyces alkalinus F11
Lineage: Eukaryota; Fungi; Ascomycota; Sordariomycetes; Glomerellales; Plectosphaerellaceae
Product: DUF726-domain-containing protein
Exons: 3
Coding region: 1-2184 (727 amino acids)
Source: RefSeq, a predicted model, not a curated record